GUAGUUUCCAGUUGACAUCUGUUUAAAGUAGAUUAAAGAUUAAAGGUCUUUCCUUAUAAUCAAAAUUUCAUUUUCAAAACUUUCCGAUGAGCUGUCUUUAUAAACAUUGAAAGUGAUACUAAGAAAAUUAUAACGACAUGGCUACAGAAAAUUCUAGGACGGUAUUGGUACCUAGUUUAGAUGAUCUUCAAAAAAUUAAUCAGUGUUACAAUUUAAAAUGCACUUUAGACGAUCUUUCAAUUUACCAAGAAAUUAUGAAAGGACCUGUUGAAGAUUACAACUUUGUAGAAAACUUUUUACUUCCCCCAGUAGAAAUUUUAGGCGAUCGCACAUAUCUAUACCCUUUAACUGAAGAUAAUGAAUAUCUUGCUUGGUAUGUAAAAUGCAAUAUUAAUGCAAAAAAAGAUGGAAAGUUGGCUGGUAAAAAAAUUGCAAUUAAAGAUAAUACUGCUGUUGCGAAUAUACCUAUGAUGAAUGGUUCAAAAGUUUUAGAAGGGUACAUUCCAGAGUAUGAUGCAGUUAUUGUUCAAAGAAUACUUAAUGAAGGAGGUAUAAUUAUUGGAAAGACAACAUGUGAAGAUUUAUGUUUUAGUGGAGCAAGUUAUAUGACAACAUAUGGUCCAGUUCGUAAUCCAAAUAACACAGAAUACUCUGCAGGGGGAUCGAGUUCUGGAAGUGGCGUUGUUGUUGCAACUGGUGAAGCUGAUAUGGCUACAGGCGGAGAUCAAGGUGGAUCAAUAAGAAUACCAGCCAGUUGCUGUGGUAUUGUUGGCUUAAAGCCAACUCAUGGUUUAAUUCCAUACACAGGAGCGAUUCCGAUUGUUCCUGUUAUUGACCAUGUUGGUCCUAUGACAAAAAAUGUAGCUGACUGUGCAAUUUUUUUAGAAGUUCUAGCAGGAUAUGACACUGGAAUUGAUUAUCGUCAAAGCCCAUUUGCACCUGUUUAUGAAUAUUCUAAGCUUAUUUAUCCAUUGGUAGUUCCUAAAAAGAAAAUUAAUGUUGCCAUUCUAGAAGAAGGACUAGAUCUUUGUGAUAAAGAUGUUAAAGAGACAUUUAAUCAAUCAAUCAGUUGGUUAAAGCAAAGUGAGUUUUUGAACAUAAAAACAGUUAGUUUGCCUCUUCACAAGGAAGCAUAUCGUUUAAUGGUACCUUUAUUUUUUGAUGGUGUAUUUGGUUCAAUGAUUGAUGGUUGUGGUUAUGGAACUGGAUUUGCAGGGGUGCAAUCUGAGUCACUUGUUAAAAAAAUGAAAGAAGGUUAUAGUGAGCAUUUAUCAGAGACAUCACACAACAUCAAAACUAUUGUUCUUUUAUCCAACUUUAUUAAAGAAAAGUAUGGACCAUACUACUAUGCUAAAGCUUCUAGUUUGGUUGUUCACAUGCAGCAACUCUAUAAUGACAUACUUCAGGAUAACGAUGUAAUCAUUAUGCCAACUCUUACAAACUUGCCAUGUAAGCUUCCAUUAAAAGAUACACCAACAAAAGAUAUAAUUGCUAAAAGCUUAGACAUGAUAAAAAAUACUUCCAUCUUUGAUGGAACAGGACAUCCAGCAUUGUCACUUAAUUGUGGUUUUUUUGGUGGUUUGCCAGUUGGUUUAAUGAUUGUUGGAAAACAUUUUGAUGAAGUUAGUGUACUAAAUGCAGCUGCAAUAUUUGAAGCAAUAUUUGUGCAAAAUUUAUAAAAUCAGUUUUUUGUAAAUUUUUUUAACUUUAACAUUUUAAUUA
Hydra vulgaris (swiftwater hydra) is the source of this 1722-nucleotide messenger RNA. Its product is annotated as amidase. Gene Ontology annotation, molecular function: catalytic activity. NCBI's taxonomy places the organism in Eukaryota, Metazoa, Cnidaria, Hydrozoa, Anthoathecata, Hydridae. The record is from RefSeq and is a predicted model, not a curated record.